Chilo suppressalis (striped riceborer) is the source of this 3051-nucleotide messenger RNA. Lineage: Eukaryota; Metazoa; Arthropoda; Insecta; Lepidoptera; Crambidae. The record is from the annotation of a GenBank genome assembly.
UUGUCAGUGUCAAAUUUGUUUUUUACCUUUGCCUUCCCGUUCGAGUAAAUAAAAAAAUAAAGACCCAACCCAACUUGCAUUGUUUUUUGUUUACUUUAAAAAUAUUAUUAUAGAAUCUCAAAUUGUUACUGAAAUGGGCCAAGGCAAAAGCCAAUUUACUGAAGAAGAACUACAGGAUUACGAGGAUCUGACAUACUUUACAAAAAAAGAGGUUUUAUUUGCACAUCAGAAGUUUAAAGCGUUAGCGCCAGAAAAAGUUGGUCACAAUAAAAAUGCUAAACUACCCAUGGCAAAGAUACUCCAGUAUCCUGAACUGCGAGUAAACCCCUUCCGAGAUCGCAUUUGCAAAGUAUUCAGUUCAAGCAAUGAUGGAGAUUGCACAUUCGAAGACUUUUUGGACAUGAUGUCUGUAUUUAGUGAAAUGGCCCCGAAAGCUGUAAAAGCUGAACAUGCCUUUAGAAUAUUUGAUUUUGAUGGUGAUGACAUGAUUGGUGUGUCAGAUUUGCGAGAAGUGAUUGAACGGCUCUGUGGUCCCGAUUUGAAGCUUAGCGAUUCUGAGAUUCAGCAACUUGUACAGAAUGUGUUGGAAGAAGCAGACUUAGAUGAUGAUGGUGCAUUGUCUUUUGCAGAAUUUGAACAUAUUAUUGACAAAAGCUCUGAUUUUUGCCAUUCAUUCAGAAUACGACUAUGAAUAGAAAGGUGUGGUGGCCUUAUAAAAGUAUCAAUAGAUCUCAUGAUUUUGAUGCGUAAUUACCAUCCUAAUAUGUGACAGAUUAGAGGCUAAAAAUCAGGUUAUUUAAGCUUGAAUAACUAGCGGUCAAGCCAAAGUUACCAUAUUUUCAUACCUAUAUCGAAUUAAAUAACAUACAUUCACUAGAUUAAUUGAUACAAGUAUCAAGAAUAGCGCAUAAUAGGCCAGAGCGGACCGCAGCGCAUCGCAAAAUGCGUACUUAGCACAUUAGAUAGAGCGCAGAGGGGCGGGACGCAUCGCAUCGCACGCAACGCAACCGAAAUCCGCGGCGGAUUAUGCGGCCCGAUGCGCCCCGGCGAUUGGAGCGGAUUUUUGCGCUGCAUUUGUAUUGUCAUUGCCUUGUAAUUUGUAUUUUCAGUGUAAAAAUUGAUAUUGAAUUAGAAAAAAAUAAUAAUUUAAAAGUAAAAUAAAUUGUGCAUGUAAAUCAUUUCAGUAGAUGAUAAAAUGAAAAUACCGUUUAAGAUACAACUUCAUUUACACUGGUCAAUAACUUCUGACCUUUUUCUAUUCAAGUACCUAACCAUUUAUGGCUCACAAAAGCUCAGUAGAAUUUUUAUAUUACACUUUACAAAUAGAAUUUUGAAUCUUAUUAACUAUGAUCUUAAUAUUUUAGAAAUUAUUUUUAUUGCAUUUUUAUAAUAGAAAUAUUGUAUAUUAAGUGAAAUGAAAUUUGUGUUGACAGGAUGUUGUCUUAGUCUUCCUUUAAUUUAUAAUAAGUAAUCAUAAAAUUUAUAUUUACUCUUGUAUGAAUCUGUUGAUUAAAUUGUCUCAUUUUAUACAAUUUUAUUAUGAAUUAAGUACCUAAAUGUAAGACUAUUGAAUAAUGUACUGCCAAAUAAAUUUUGAAUUAUGAUAAUUUUGUUCAUUUGAAACCUGUAUCCAAAAUAAAACAAAUAUUGGUGUCAUGAUUCUGAAUUUGACGACGGAGUAUCCUUCUCAUUCUUUACAAAGAAAGAGAAAAAGAGAGACUGGUGUUAAAUUUAGUUUUAAGUUUGGAGAAUCAUUAUUAUUAUUUUUUUUCUAUCCUACUAGUUGUUUAUUUCAGAUUAUUUAUAAAAAGAUUAUAUUACAAUACAUUAAAAUUAAAACUUAAAAACACAAACUUAAAAACUAUAUAGCUUAACCUACAUAAAUAAAUAAUUUACAAAAUAAAAAAUAUAUAACCCCCAGCCCCGCCAUCAGGAAUGGUGCCCAAAAUUUUUUAAUUAAUUUUUGUUAUUUUAAGCAUGUAACUGCUCAAUGUUUACAUGUAAAGAAAAUAUUACUAGAAAAAAAUCCACAUGGAACAGGCAGCAGACAGGACUCGAACCUGCAUCCUUCACUAUCUGGGUGAAUGCAAUGACCAUUCUGCUACCACGGCCCUGAUGGCAGAGUCAAAUUCUUUCUAGCCUUUAUUAAACUGCAAGAAUCAUGCCAGCACACCUUUUUGUGGUCAAAUUAAGAAAAUUUGUAUAUAUCUAUUCAAAUUAAUUGUUAUAAAACACCAUGUUUAACAGUUAUACGUUUAGUUGCUCAAGAUGUCUGAAAUAAUAGUUUCCGACUCAUCAAAUUACAAGUUUCCUUGUCACUGAUAAGAAAUCUUCAUCUGAGCCUGCAUAGACUGAUCAUUGUAUUUUUCUGUGGAUUUAGAUUAGGAAGCUCUUUAAGUCUAUUGAAAUAAAUUCUAAAAUAAUCAACACCAUUAAAGCAAUAUAAAAAUAUUUAUUUAACGAAAUAUAAUAAAGUAUAAACUUUAGCUUAUGUAUUAAUGCUAAUUUUGCAGAUAACCUGGCAAUUUCAUUCUCAUAAAGAUCCAUGUAGUGAAGAAAGAUACCAGUAUACAAAGGAAUGCAACAGAUAUGAGCAAAAUCCUAUUCAGUUUCGGUGUAGAUGGGUUAUGUGUGCGGUCGAGAAUUAUAAAACCCAAGCCUCCAAGUGAAAACAGAAAACUGGAUGCUAAGCCUUCCAUAAUGUACUGUCCAUUUACCCGGUUGGGCAUAAAUGCGACUGGCCUGCUAUGACCAUGCUCAUCAGUCGUUGAUCCGACGCUCGGGGGCUCCACGAUGACAUCGUAAAUGCUCCUGUAACCAGAAAGUACGAUAGUAACACUAAUGAAAAUGUUGUCAUUGCCGAUGGGGCCUGCAACCAUGUCGGCUUUUUUAUCUUUAUAUUCGGUACUUCGAGAACUGUAAACGGUAAAGCAAAUAAUGCUUCCAUUAUAAAAAUCUGAAAAGUCCGGCUUUUGUAAACUAGGCAGGAAAUCGCUCAAAAGUGGUUGAGCUGACGUUUUGACGUUGACGUUUAUUCUGACGUCGCUAAUA